AUGGAUGGGAGCAAAUCUCAAUCUGAUGUGUCUGAUGUUAAUUCUGGAAAUGCUUUGACUACCUCUGCUCCCACUUCUUCAAAGAGGUCCAAGUAUACUACGUACAAGAUUUUGCCCAUUGAGAAAAAUUUUUAUCAAGAACAUCCAGAUGUAACAAAUAGAUCAAUGGGUGAAGUUGAGGAAUAUUAUGCUGAGCACCAAGUUAGAGUGAGAGGAAGGGAUUGUCCCAAACCUGUCCUGAAAUUUGAAGAGGCCAAUUUUCCUGACUACUCUAUGGAUGUGUUUAAGCAACAAGGGUGGGAAAAACCCACUGUCAUACAAGCCCAAGGAUGGCCUGUGGCCCUCAGCGGCCGAGAUUUAGUUGGGAUAGCUCAAACGGGUUCUGGCAAGACACUGUCGUACAUCCUGCCAGCAUUUGUCCAUAUCAGCAGACAGCCACCUCUCAUGUUCAGUGAUGGAUGCAUUUGUCUGGUCCUGGUGCCAACUAGAGAGUUAGCUCAGCAAGUUGCACAGACAGCCAGCCUGUUCAGUGAGAGAGCGAACAUUAGAUAUGCUUGCAUAUAUGGCGGAUCUCCUAAGCAGCCACAAUUGAAAGAACUUGAAAGAGGUGCAGAGUUAGUUAUUGCAACACCUGGUCGACUAAAUGAUUUCCUAGAUACAUUCAAGACAAAUUUGAUGCGCACAACAUUCCUCGUGUUGGAUGAGGCCGAUCGUAUGCUUGACAUGGGAUUUGAACCUCAGAUUAGAAAAAUCAUGGACCAGUUGAGGUCUGAUCGUCAGACUUUGAUGUGGAGUGCCACCUGGCCAAGAGAAGUUCAACAGUUGGCUGAAGCCUACCUGAAUGAUUAUGUUCAAAUAAAUGUUGGAGCCCUGCAGCUCAGUGCCAAUCACAAUAUUGUGCAACAUGUUGAAGUUUGUCGUGAGGAUGAGAAACCGUUCAAAUUGAGUCGCUUACUGAAAGGCAUCAUGAGGGAGGAGGAUCAAAAGUGUUUGAUAUUUGUUGAGACCAAAAGGAAGGCCGAUGAACUGACUCGACGUCUGAAAAGAGAAGGCUAUGCUGCAAUGGCCAUACAUGGAGAUAAAAGUCAGGUAGAUAGGGAAUAUGUCCUACAAGAAUUCAAAGAUGGAAGAUGUCCUUUGUUGAUAGCUACUGAUGUUGCAUCAAGAGGAAUUCAUAUUGAAGAUGUGAAAACUGUGGUAAACUAUGACUACCCAAAUUGUUCUGAAGAUUACAUUCAUCGCAUUGGCAGAACUGGUAGAGCAUCAAACAAGGGCACUGCAUACACUUUUUUUACCCCUCAUAACCGCAACAAAGCUAGAGACUUGAUUGAUGUCCUGAAAGAGGCCAAACAGAUCAUCAGUCCUCGUUUGCUAGGCAUGCAAGGAUUUGGAUCUGAUAGAGAGAGAGGUGGAAGAGGAGAAGACAGAUGGGGAGAUAGAGGUGGAAGAGGGGGAGAGAGAGGUGGCAGAGGUAGAUAUUUCAGAGAUAGAGAAGAGAGAAAUUUCAACUCCGGGGACAACAGAGACAACAAAGACUACCAGUCUGAUCGUAGAGGUUACAAUCGAGAUUAUAACAGAGACAACGAUGAUUUCAGAUUUGAUCGGAGAGAUAGAGAUAACAAUUUUAGCAGAAGAGAUAAUGAUAAUGAUAAGAAAAAUGAAGACAAUAAUGAAAGAAAUAAUGAUGGUAGUAGUACUAACACUGACAAGGAUCAGCAGCUCGGUAAGGAUAAUACUGAUGGCUAUAAUAGCAGAAAUAACAGUUAUGACAACAGCGGUAGAAAUAACAAUUAUGAUAAUAAUAAGAGUAGCACCAAUUUUGACGAUAACAGCUACAGAAGUAAUAGAAACUUUGGAUCUUUUCGAGGUAGAGGUUCAAACUUUCAUAACAACGAUGGUAAUCGCAGAUACAAUGAUGACAGAAACAGAAAUUCGUACAACAAUGGUGAAAAUGAAAAUAGAGAUUCUAGGGGAUUCAGUAAUCAAAGAUUUCAAGGAAGACAUCAACAGCAGCAGCAGCAACGGGAACCACAACAAAAAUCAUUCCAAGAAAGAUCUAACUAUUAUCAAGAUAGCCAGAAAUACAAAACACAGCAACAAUCUGAGCAAAAUGAUAAGGGCUAUAGUAAUAUGCACAACCAACACAAUCAAAGUUUUCAAAAUCAGUAUCAGCCAGCUCAACAAAAGUCAUCUCAGAAUAGUUAUUCAUACGGCCACUUGAGUGCAACUAGCGUUAUUAGUUCACCAUUUCCUCAAACCUCUAUCGCUCAGACGUUUCCAAAGUUUCAUGGUUUUCCUGAUACCUCAGCUCCUCCGCCGCCUCCUCCGCCAUCUUCACAAAAUCCUCCUCCUCCUCCACCACCACCACAAACAACAGCCAGUACAAACAACAACAGUGCCGCUGCAAAUACUUACCAGUAUAAUGACAACCUCCAAAACAUUGCUAUGUUGUACAAUCAGUUCAUGCAGCAAGCAGGUCUCUUCAGUCAGGCACCUCCACCGCCACCUCCGAAAUAACUUUUGACAUCCUUUGUUAACGUUCUUAUUGUGUUGUGAUGGGACAGCGGUUUUUAAAUUACUUGUAGGAUGAAAGUUUAUGUUUUAUUUCAUUUUUAGAUAAUAAAAUGUACCGUUUACUUUGUUUCA
Helobdella robusta is the source of this 2646-nucleotide messenger RNA. RefSeq lists its product as hypothetical. Gene Ontology annotation, molecular function: RNA helicase activity; RNA binding; ATP binding. NCBI's taxonomy places the organism in Eukaryota, Metazoa, Annelida, Clitellata, Rhynchobdellida, Glossiphoniidae. Bases 1 to 2517 code for a protein of 838 amino acids. Gene Ontology annotation, cellular component: cytoplasm; nucleus; ribonucleoprotein complex. The transcript is spliced from 12 exons. The record is from RefSeq and is a predicted model, not a curated record.